Prunus armeniaca (apricot) is the source of this 297-nucleotide messenger RNA. The record is from the annotation of a GenBank genome assembly. NCBI's taxonomy places the organism in Eukaryota, Viridiplantae, Streptophyta, Magnoliopsida, Rosales, Rosaceae.
AUGAGUGGUAAGGUCAUAGAGCUUGUAGGCUUUUUGACCGACCGAGUAACCAAGGAAAACACAACGUUUGGCUCUAGGAGCGAACUUAUGAGGGACAUGCACAUUAGUAGCAUAGGCAAGACACCCGACAACCUUAAGAUGGGAAUAGGAAGGGGUCUUGCCAUAAAGGCGUUCAAAAGGAGUUUGUUGGGAAAGAAGUGGUGUGGGCAAACGAUUAAUCAAAUGUACAGCGGUGAGAACACAUUCUGCCCAAAAACGCAAAGGGAAAUGGGCUUGAAAGCGAAGGGCAUGGGCUGA